This is a messenger RNA of Columba livia (rock pigeon), 8919 nucleotides long. RefSeq names its product potassium channel tetramerization domain containing 16 (gene KCTD16). The transcript has 3 exons. The record is from RefSeq and is a predicted model, not a curated record. Gene Ontology annotation, biological process: protein homooligomerization; regulation of G protein-coupled receptor signaling pathway. The coding region runs from base 515 to 1798 and encodes 427 amino acids. Gene Ontology annotation, molecular function: protein binding. Gene Ontology annotation, cellular component: signaling receptor complex; presynaptic membrane; postsynaptic membrane. NCBI's taxonomy places the organism in Eukaryota, Metazoa, Chordata, Aves, Columbiformes, Columbidae.
GCUGGUUUCCCUCGUCACCUGCCGUGGUUAACUUUCCGGUGACUCGGUUUAACUCUUGAGAUCUCCAUGGAUGUUGCUGAGAACACUUUUGCUGCCUUUGCCGGGAUCGGAUUUCGUACCGACUGGACCCUGUGUAGCUGUAUGUGUGUUCUGAGUGUCUUGAAAUUUUGCUUUCCUUUCCAAGAGCUAUGCAUUAACUGUAACCAAGACCUGUGAAUGACCAUAGGCUUGGCUUGACCUUGAUUUUGAUGGCUUUGUUGGAAGAUGUAAUGAUGUGAUUGCAUUUCAUGAAGCGAUUGCUCUCCAGCCUCUAUGGCAUAGGCUAUAAGCCACUUCUGCCACACUGUCGCUCAUGGACAAUCCAGAUUUUCUUUAAACAAACCUUCUGGCUAUUUUUCUUUUCUCACUUCUCCUUUUCCCCCUGUUUUUCCUUAAUGUCGGGAGCCUUAUUCUACACUUUGAUGUGACUGAGAGUCCUGCUGUUUCGUGCUGCUCAUCUCUGGUUUAAAGUACAAUGGCUCUAAGUAGCAACUGCAGGACUUACCUUCCCCCCCGAGAGCAGGGGACAGGGCUGCCCUCCUUCCCGGAGGUAGUGGAGCUAAACGUGGGCGGCCAGGUUUACUUCACUCGCCAUUCCACCUUGGUUGGCACCCCUCACUCCCUGCUGUGGAAAAUGUUCACCCCAAAGAGAGACACAGCCAACGAUCUGGCCAAGGACUCCAAGGGAAGGUUCUUCAUCGACAGAGAUGGUUUUCUUUUCCGCUACAUUCUGGACUAUCUCAGGGACAAGCAGGUGGUUCUGCCUGACCACUUCCCAGAGAAGGGGCGGCUCAGGAGGGAGGCUGAGUACUUCCAGCUCCCGGACCUGGUCAAACUCCUGGCUCCCGAUGACAACAAGCAAAGCCCCGACGAUUAUUGCCACAGUGACUAUGAAGAGGUCUCCCAAGGCAGCGACACGAGAAUAUGCCCACCCUCAUCGCUCUUACCGCCUGAUCGCAAAUGGGGAUUCAUUACCAUCGGGUACCGGGGGUCAUGCACUAUUGGCAGGGAGAGCCAAGCGGAUGCCAAAUUCAGGAGGGUUCCAAGGAUUUUGGUUUGUGGAAGGAUUGCUCUGGUCAAAGAGGUCUUUGGAGAAAGUUUGAAUGAAAGCAGAGACCCAGACAGGGCUCCAGAAAGGUACACCUCCAGGUUUUAUCUCAAGUUCAAGCACCUGGAGAGGGCUUUUGACAUGUUGUCCGAGUGUGGAUUCCACAUGGUGGCCUGUAACUCCUCAGUGACGGCUUCUUUUGUCAACCAGUACACAGACGACAAGGUCUGGUCCAGCUACACUGAAUAUGUCUUCUACCGCGAGCCCUCGCGCUGGUCCUCGUCCCACUGCGACUGCUGCUGCAAGAACGGCAAAGGCGACAAGGAGGGGGAGAGCGGCACGUCCUGCAACGAGCUGUCGACGUCGAGCUGCGACAGCCAGUCGGAGGCCAGCUCCCCCCAGGAGACCGUCAUCUGCGGCCCCGUCACCCGCCAGCCCCACAUCCAGACCCUGGACCGCCCGCCCAAGAAGGGGCCGGUGCAGCUGCUGCAGCAGUCCGAGAUCCGCAGGAAGAGCGACCUGCUCCGGACCCUCACCUCCGGCUCCCGGGAGUCCAACUCCAGCAAGAAAAAAGCCGUGAAGGAGAAGCUCUCCAUUGAGGAGGAGCUAGAGAAAUGCAUCCAGGAUUUCCUCAAGAUCAAAAUCCCAGACAGGUUUCCAGAGAGGAAACAUCCCUGGCAAUCCGAACUGCUGCGCAAGUACCACCUAUAGGUGCAGGGUGGGGGAAGCACAAGACCUUAUUACCGUUAGGGCAAGAUUCUAAGUGAUACAAUUUCCAAUAAUAUUUAUUUGUUAGGUCACAAAAAAAACAAAACAAAACAUCUCUAUAGUACUGCCUAAUUUGCCUAUUUCACCUUAAUAUUUAUAGUCAUAGGGUAACAAUAUUUUUCCAGUCGUGGAAGCACAAUGAGAAACGCUUUUAUUUGUAAACUCCGAGUCCUACACAAGCAGGAUCCGAAGGGCACAGCGCGGGGGCGGGAGCUGCUGGUGCCGGGGCGCGGGCGCUGGGAGGGACGUGCUCAGCGCAAGGAAACGAGCCCUGCCAUGGCAGUUUACCUUAAGCAUGUGUAUAUAUAUAUGUGCAUAUAUAUAUGUGUGUAUAUAUAUAUCAAUAUAUAUUGCUUAAAGAUUUUCCAGCUCUCUCCUUAUAACUGCACUUUCUCAGAAAAGAGCAUUUUUUAGCAGGCUGUGGAUGUUCUGUUUCUUCUUCAGGUCUUUGAGGGUUGAACAGUAGAAAACCCACCUCUCUGUCUCUCUUCCUCUCUUUUUUCCUCCUUCUCUGAGACAUCAUAAAUGCAUUUCAGUGGAGACCAGGGAGCAGUGUGCGGGUCUUUGUUGCUGUCAGCGAAAUACUCCAUUUGUUUUGGAUGGUCUCGUUCCCGCUGCGUCCUCCCCACGCCUCGUGUCCCGUGUGUCGAGGCUCCGGCGGGCCGAUCCCGGCUGGGAAGCUGUGGGAACUCCCGAGGACGAGCGCGGUGGCCGCGCUGGGGACAGGGCUGGUCCUGCAGACCUGCCAGGCGCGGGUGCCAGGAGCCUUUGGUGGGAGCUGGCAGGAGAGCGGGCGCUGGGUCCUGCCCGGAACAGAAGCAAACACAAGAAAUUAUCCGCCUAACAGGCCAAAUGGAGCGCUUUGCUGGCCGGGGGUGGAUUGCCAGGGGACGGGAGCGGCGCCGUUCCAGCCCCCUGUGCUUCCAGAGAAAAUGCAGCCCCAGAGGGGGAGCCCGUGUUCCCUGCCGUCCUGGUGUCGGUUGCAGACGGUGGUGCCAUGUUGGCCAGCAAACGGUGCCAAGUGUCCCGUGCUGUCCUUGGGAGCCAUGGGCAGAGCUGGUCCCGUGCAGAGCGGGCAGGGGACCCGCAGCCCCGCGGGUGUGGGGGCGCGGGGAAGGACAGUGGGUUGGUCUCGUGGGGCGCGGUGGGCGGUCACUGCCGGGACCGGGACGUGCAGGAGCCGCAGUUAGCGAGGGGUCAAGGGUGUAUGGCCAGCAGAGCCUGCAGCAGGUCAGCGCCGGGGGCUCAGCUCAGGGGGCUCAGCUCAGGGGGCUCAGCUCAGGGGGGCUCGGCUCAGGGGGUCUUAGCUCGGGGGGGAGGCCGGGAGGCCGGGCUGCCAGGGCAUGCGAUCCACAGAGAGCAACAGGAGAAUGAAUUGUUCCAGCUAAUGUACUUUGUCCAUAGCUGGAACAAACCAGCUAAAGUAUUUGAGAUAAAUUCUUGAUUUUCUAAAGACACAGGUUGAAGGAGAUUUUAUAUAUAUAUGUAGAUAUAUAUAUGUAGAGAUAUAUAUAUAUAAAAAAAAUAUGGGAAGUGAUAGUGCUGGUAACAGAAAGCACUUUGAUUCUGACUUAUUUAAUGUCCUGCAGGUUCCAGGGCUUCCCCCCUCUUAAAUUCCAGAGACUACUACAGGAGAUGGUGCCGAGCAUGCACAGAUUGAGUCUGUUGCUCUUGUGCAGUUGCAGCAGGGUGGUGUGUUCACACUCGCAGGGCUCCAGUGCACCCUCACACCCGCCCGGGACGCUUUUGUUCUGCCAGAAGAGCCACCAGGGCUGCACGGGCACAUGGGUUCACACCCAUUGCUCAGCCGCACAGCUUGUACAGUAGGAUGCAAAUUUUACCAGCAAAAAAAGGAAGCAAUACUUGUCCAGAGUGACCCAUAAGCACGAGCUGGCGGUAAGGAGGGGAAAACCCUCCCAGCAAUACAUCUCCCAGUCUUUGGAGAGCAGGGCAUGGAUGCAGCAGCUUGGCAUCAUCCCUGCUGAGCUUUUACAUGCAAGAAAGGUACGAUUUCUAACAGUGAAUGGGCAGUGUUGGUAACACCGAGUAGGGAUUGAGAAAUAGAGGAUCUGACCUGGGAAAUGCUGGUCUGAAUGAGGAAACUCAGCACUGGGGAUCAGGCUCUAGAUCCAGUUUGGGUUUGAAGACAUUCACUCACGCUCAAGUCCACCCGUGGUAGUUGUGCAGCCCUCUGCUUACCUGCUCAAAAGAUGCAUUUUCAUGUGGGAAUCAAUGUUUUGCACAAGACCCACAGAUUUGGCUCCUCAGUUAUUUGUUGGUUACUUCAUAACAUUUUUCUUUUCGUACUCAACUCUUUCUGCAUUUUGCCCCCCAGCUCCGGCACCAAGCAGCGAGCGUGGGGAGCAGGCAGGGCUCCCCCCCGAUUCCCAGCUGACUGUGCAGUGUGGCAGCAGACUGCAGCUGAAACCUUGUCCUUCCCACCACUCCAGGUCAUUCCCUGUCUCUUUGUAAUAUCACAAAUAUGUGGUCUAUAAAACACGUGUGACAGAGUGAAUGAACAGGCACUGGACGUGUGUGUGUGUGUGUGUUCCCAGACUGAUGUUCAGGGUGCACAGGAUUGCACGAUGAUUAAUAACUGUAGAAAAAUUAGACCAAAUGAAAUGCGCCCGAAUGGGCUUGAUUUAUGUGGCCUUCAUGUCUUCAGUUGUAGAUGAAAUGGUUAUUGCGCUCCAGUGCUACAGAAAUAAAGGUCUUAAAAUUCACUAAUCACAGGCAGGCCAAGCCUGCUAGGAAACACAGUGCUUAUCGCUGUUUGGGAUGGAGCGGGAGGAGAUCAGGUGCCCGGGCGUGUGGGUGCACACUUGUAUGUGUGGGUGCACACUCGUGAGUGCGUGCUCGUGCAUGUAGGUGCACGCUCAUGGGAGAUGGCGUGCACCUCCUGCUGUGCUUCUGCAGGGACUCGGUUCUGGUCUGGCUCCAUGUUGCAGUUGGUUACAGGUGGUUUGGUGUAAAAGGGAGCUGGGGGCUGUGCAUGGAGAGGUUUUGCUGCUCAGACUGACCCUUUUCCCACUGCUGCUGGUGUCCUCGCACAGGCACGAGGAUGGUGAUUGUUCUUAUCACGGGAGGGGGAUGUAUUCACUCAGGAAGACCUCUUCCCCAAAAGAAUGUUAUGCCUACAUAUAUAUAUAUAUAUACACAUAUAGCAGUACAUAUACAUAAAUAUAGCUAGCUAGAUGUAUACAUACGCCUUGGCACCACUGGCUGUCAGGAGGUGCAGGAGAAGCCCCUGCAAGGGCUGGGUGUCAGCUCCCCCCGCAGCCACGCGUGUCCCACCGGCCUCGGCCGCCCACGGCCGCCCACACCGGCUCCCACCUUGCGGGGCAGAAAUCCCAGGUUUCCUUAUGCCUGUCACGGUCAGAAUCCCAGUUUCCCAAGGGCUUUGCUCCCUGCCCAGCCGCCGCGGGGCACACACCUGAGCAGGACUCCAGGCAUCGGGGAGACAAAGGGAGGACACGGGGGUUUACAGUGACCCGUGGGGAACAGGAUGUUCUUAUUUCCCCGGAUCAUCUGCACACACUGUAUAGAGGCCUCACAGCACUCUGGAGAACACGUUUUGGGUUUUUAAUUCCAGUUUUGUGAGUGCAUUUGUCAGUUUUAUUUGCAAAGCUGUGGGCUGGCGGGGAAGAUGAGGUUGGUCUUUGUUGGCAGUGACCAUAACGUAACUGAGCCCUUCAGCCCUAUGUCUAACCUUGCUCUCCCAGCCCUGCAAAGCUGGAGAAAGCGUCCCAACGUCUGACCCGCCCCGGAGCCCUUUCCACUGCGAGAACACACGUGGACGUGACUUCCAGAGUGCUUUAUGCAUCAGGCCCCAUGUGGAUCAUGGUACAAAAUAAUUGUCCAGUCUUAUGGAUAGUUUAUGCCCCAACGGGGUUUUGUAGAUUAAUAGUAGAAGAGCAAAAAAAAAACACUUUUAAAUUAUUUAUAUUAUAAAAAGACAUUCUUUAUUUUUCUUGGCAUCGAUACCACUUAGCUAAAAAAAAAAGAAAAUCAGUUUGUAAGUAUGAUAUUACAGAUUUUAAACUAUAGCAACGGUAACGCAAACACACACAAAACAGCAGAAUUCAGAGUUAAGCAGACAAAACCUGCCGGCGUGAAGCAGGAUGGCAGAGCCGGCCGGUGUGGCGGGAGUCGUGGCGCUGUCCCGGCGUGUCUCUGGAGUCCCCUCCAGGUCUCUGGCCGUGUCACCUGCCCCGAGGAGCGGGGGCAGCGGGGGCAGCGGGGGCAGCGGGGGCUGGUCCCUUCCCGGCUCUGCAGGGCAGACCCCCGGGGUCGGGGUCGGGGUCGGGGUCGGGUUUGUUGCAGCGCUGCCCGUGCGAUGCCCUCCCAGCCGGCACCGGGCAUGGCGCCGGUGCGGUCGGUGGUUUGGUGACCUCGGGGCCUUGCUCACGGUACAUUCUCGGACCUCAUCCAGCACUCGGUGCCCCUGCGGAGCCCGAGUCAGUCUGUUGCACAUUGGUGUAGAUUAAGUGGCACCCACUGAAUUACCUCUUGACUUUCCGACGUGGUUCACUUGUACAUAAGUGUAAUGUCAAACUGUUUACAGGUUACUUUGUGCGUAAUUGUGGAAAAAAAAAAAGUUUUAUCUACAAAUUUAAAGGAAUCGAUUUUACUGGAAGGUGUUUUAAAACAAAUGAAUGUGCUUAGUACAGUAUAGACAUCAUUGAUUAUGGUCUCACAUGAAUGCAUGUAUCUCCGUGUUGUCGGUCCCCACCAGUGAGGUUAUUGGCAAUAUUCUGCAGUCUGUGAAUAGCAAAUAUGCAUAAACUACUGUGACUCUGACAAGUAUAACUCGGUAAUUGUUUCUACUGUGGUAUGUAAAACAAACAAACAAAUCAUGUAGCUUUUAGCCUGCUGUAUUUCCCCGGUACAAAUAACCACAUGAAAGAGAGAGACAUCCUGGGAAAAAUCACACGAGUCCUGGCCGUGACCUGUGCGGUGGCACCUGCCGGGUACCUGGGGGCCAGCUGCUAAAAGAUGCCUGUUUCUAGGGGCUGGGGGUGGCAAAGGGAGGUGCUGCUGUUGCCUUCAGCCCAGCGUCACUGCUGGCGGCAGCGCUGACCGUCGUUUGGGACGCGCCACUCGUGUGAACGGGUUCUGUGCUGGGUGUCGUACAACGCGCUGGUGGGAAGUGCAGCUCUCGCGGUUGUGGCAAUGGGCGCUGGAAGCUGCAGCUAAUCUGUGUCUUGCCAUUCCAAUAAAUCAGUGUAUAUACACUGGAAGAGCACAGACAAGAGUAAAUAAGUUGGUAUCCUUCAACUGUCAUAUAUACGUACACACACAACGCUCUAUAGAUAGAUACAUACACGCUUUCUCACCCACUGUGGUUUAGCGUCAGUUCAUGAGCAGCAUUUCCCUGCAGGCUGGGGAUUAUUCUCCCUUGAAGGUGUGGGUUUUUUUCCCCCCAUUUAUUUCUGGGUUGGGCUGAUAAUUACCGUUUGGUGGUUGCAGAGUGAGAUUCUUCUGCCUCCCUGUCUUGAACAGAGAUUUUCUGAUGCCGAGAUUUGAAAGUACUGUCACCAGCAGCAAUACUUCUGGAAAAGUCAUCGUUGCAUCGGGGUUACCUGCCGGAGUAUUUCCAAGCGUACUUUGAAAUACUUUAUUCUCUGUCAUUGUAAGGACGCGUUAGCAAGGGCCGGUUUUGUUACAGCCAGCGGCCGAGCCACACACGGUGGGAGUGCAGGAGGAGCGGAGGACAGGCGGGGUCUGUCCUGGACUGUCCCCUCACCAUCCAUCCCAGCGUGUCCCAGUGUCCCCGGGUGGUGCUCAGCUGAGAAAGCUUCGGGUUCCUCCAGCAGCUGCUGCAAAGACAGAAAGAGUGGAAGGUUGCUGGGGGGAAGAAGCGGUUCACAGUCCUCACCCCCAGCAGUGACAGACCCGUGAUCUGGGUUUAUUGUCUUUUUCCGUGCACAAGUGCCAGGGCUGACGGGCUGGGUCCUGCUGUCGUCACCGCUUUGGGUGCCCGGCUCCCGUCGCUCUGCCAGCCGCGCACACGCUGGCAGGGCUGGAACCGAGAGGCAUCGCUGCAGGCGAGCUGGGGCUGGAAGAGCCAGAAAACCAGGCCACUGCUCACUUGUGGAGCCGACUAUCCUGGGAUGGCUUUGUUUUUAAUUAUCAUUAUUCUUCAUCUGUGGUACUUGGCUGUUCUUCAGAGGAAGCUCUUUCCCAUGGCCCCUUUCCGGGAGAAGGUGCAGGCUCCCGUCUCCGCAGCGCUCCCGCAGAUGGCACGUCACCCGCGCGGGGAUCUGGCUGCCACAGUGUCUGCACAAGCAUAUGGGGGCAAAGCCGUGCUGGAAGCCCCAGCUCUCAGCUGUGAGGCGGGAUGCUCGCCCAGCGCUGGGCACGCUCCCAGCCUGCAAACAGCCAGCGGCACCGCGACCCCGGCCCGGCAGAUGAUCGCAGCAGCCGCCUGCCUUCUGCAUCGGCGCCGCCUGCGGAGCCCGCGGGCCCCAAACCGCGUCACAGCUCCCGGCCGAGCUUCUCCCACAUUAGCGACGGGGAGGGAGGGAAUGGGGAGACGGUUCUGCUGCCGGUUCUGAACGAAGCUGGUGGUCUGUGACCCUGGUCACCUGUCUCUUUCUCCCGGUGGCAUCCAGUGAGCUCGCUGCUGGUGGGGGAGCAGCCGCCUGGGCUGGGGUUUGGGCGCUGCGGGAACAUGGUCCCACGCUCAUCAUACAAAUAAACCAGGUAGCGAUGCUGCUGUCGCCUAUUCGUUAUUAGAACUGGCACAGGUUACUUCUCUGGGUACGCUUUUUUAUCGUAAUGGCAUAUAUCUAACUAACUGUAGGUGUGUGGUGCCGGUACAUGAACAGUAACUGCGACUAGCUGGACUCCAGGUGUCUGUGGAGCUGUUGCACUUCUGUGUGGGUGAGAUCUUUGUGACCAAUGGAUUUUGACUUUGCUGACCAAUUUUUUUUUUUUUAAUGUCAGUUUGGAAUAAACAAAAAUAUUAAAGUAUUUAUUUUCUUUUUUUUAAUGUGAAACUACAAAUAUCAUUUUGUCUGACCUGAAAUGAAAUAAAUGUUUCACUUCAAACAAAAAAGAAA